Molecule: messenger RNA, 2810 nt
Organism: Kogia breviceps (pygmy sperm whale)
Lineage: Eukaryota; Metazoa; Chordata; Mammalia; Artiodactyla; Physeteridae
Source: RefSeq, a predicted model, not a curated record
GCCGCCGCGGUGGCGCGGGCAGGCCGAGCACGGCCUGACUUGGCUGCGGGCUGUCUACGGAGCGGCUGGGAGGAUGGGCCUCUCCGCCGCGGCCCUGCUGUGGGGCCUCCCAGGGCUGCUCCUGACCAUCGCCCUGCACCCGGCUCUCUCCCCGUGCCCCGCCCAGGCCUCGGUGCCCGCGCACCGGGACUACUGUGUCCUGGGUGCCGGGCCCGCGGGGCUGCAGAUGGCCUACUUCCUGCAUCGGGCCGGCAGGGACUACGCCGUGUUCGAACGCGCCCCGGGACCGGGCAGCUUCUUCACGCGCUACCCCCGGCACCGCAAGCUCAUCAGCAUCAACAAGCGGUACACAGGCAAGGCCAACGCCGAGUUCAACCUCCGCCAUGACUGGAACUCUCUGCUCAGCCACGACCCCCGGCUGCUCUUCAGACACUACUCCAACGCUUACUUCCCCGAUGCCGGCGACAUGGUGCGCUACCUGGGCGACUUCGCAGACCGGCUGGGGCUCCACGUGCUGUACAACACAACCAUUGCCCACGUCACUCUGAACAAGGAUCAGCGGGCCUGGAAUGGCCAUUACUUCAUCCUGACCGACCAGAAGGGCCAGGUAUACCAGUGUAGCGUCCUUCUCGUGGCCACUGGCUUGUCCGUCCCCAACCAGGUUGACUUCCCUGGCUCCGAAUACGUGGAUGGUUAUGAGUCCGUGUCCGUGGAUCCCAAGGACUUCGUGGGUCAGAAUGUGCUGAUCCUGGGCCGGGGGAACUCGGCCUUUGAGACGGCAGAGAACAUCUUGGGUGUCACCAACUUUAUCCACAUGCUGAGCCGCUCCCGGGUCCGGCUCUCCUGGGCCACCCACUACGUCGGCGACCUCAGGGCCAUCAACAAUGGCCUGUUGGACACCUACCAACUGAAGUCCCUGGAUGGGCUGCUCGAGUCUGACCUGACGGAUCUGGCCAUCCUGAAGGACCGCGAGGGCAAGUUCCACGUCACCCUGAAAUUCUUCCUGGAGGAAGGCAACCGGAGUGCCGACGCCGUCCCCCUGCCCCAGGACGAUAACGACAACUUCGCCUUGCGCGUGGCCUACGACCGGGUCAUCCGCUGCCUGGGCUGGAACUUCGACUUCUCCAUUUUCAGCAAGUCCCUCCGACUCUCCGCAGGGGGUGAGCUCAGCAAGAAGUACCCCCUGGUCAAAGCCAGCUAUGAGUCCAAAGGGAGCCGGGGCCUCUUUGUCCUGGGGACUGCCAGCCACUCCGUGGAUUACCGGAAAUCUGCUGGGGGCUUCAUCCAUGGAUUCCGAUACACAGUGCGUGCCGUCCACCGGCUGCUGGAGCGGCGUCAUCACGGCGUCACCUGGCCCUCCACCGAGCACCCCAUCACACAGCUGGCCAGUGCCAUCAUCCGGCGCGUCAACGAGGCUUCCGGCCUCUACCAGAUGUUCAGCGUGCUGGCCGACGCGGUCCUGUUGAAAGAGAAUGCCACUGCUUUUGAGUACCUGGAGGAGUUCCCCAUGCAGAUGCUGGCCCAGCUGGAGACAAUCACGGGAAGAAGGGCAAGGCACGGGCUCUUCGUCAUCAGCAUGGAGUACGGCCGGAAUUUCUCUGGGCCCGACAAGGACGUCUUCUUUUACGACCGCUCUGUGGGGCACAUGGAAGACGCCUGGCUGUCUAACUUCCUCCACCCUGUCAUCUACUACUACAGGCACCUCCCCACCGGAGGUGAGGUUCCGGCCCGCAGGCUGGCCUCUGCCGCGGCCCACCGCCAUCCACCACAUCGUGGAAGAUUUCCUGACGGACUGGACGGCCCCGGUGGGGCACGUUCUGCCCCUGAGGCGCUUCCUGGAGAACUGCUUGGACACCGAUCUCCGGAGCUUCUAUGCAGAGUCCUGUUUCCUAUUCGCCCUAACACGCCAGAAGCUGCCACCCUUUUGCCAGCAGGGUUACCUGAGAACACAGGGGCUCGUGGGAACCGAGAGCCUCCGCCGGCACGGCGUGGAGAGCGGGCUCCUGUGGGGCUAUGGCACUGCGGGCCAGGGGCACAGCGGCCAGCAGCCUGGCAACCACGGGCCAGGACAGCACCCUCUGGCUCCAGGGCCUCCGGCCUCGCCCUUCGACAGCAACAAAGAGGAGCUCUGAUGGCCAGGCUUCUCCCGCCCGGGCCCACAGUCAGCCCUGCUCUUUCCCCACGGUUCCGUGCUCCCACCGACGUGAUUGCCAGAGACACCUCAGAUCAUCGCAGUGACCGCACCAAAGCCACACGGAGGGCACGUAAGGGCUGAAGGGCAGCCACUCGGUGGUCUCCCCUCCUGUUCGGUUCAGGGGUGCCUGGGAAGUGGGGUCCAGGGAAAGCAUCUUCUGCCAGAUGGAAGGGAGCUGCCUUCCACACCGGACUUGUCUGCAAAUGAGCUGUCACAGAGCACCAGGCUGGCCUCAGUUCUGUCCCCAUCAAGUGCCCAGUGGUUCCUUUUCCUUCCAGUUGUCAACUUAAAAAAUAUUCACAACCGAAAAGCUGAGAGUUAUGUUUUAUUCAGCAGGAAUUCUUAAGACUUCAAACCCAGGAGGCAGCAUCUCAAAUAACCCUGAAAGAACUGUUCGGACGAGGUGAGGGGGGAGCCAGGUUACACAGAAGUUGUGCAACAAAGGGCAGGUGGUCUGAACCUCAAAAGAUUGGUGUUAAUUAAAGAAAACCAGAUAUCCCAAGUUUAGGAAUUGAGUGUUUUUCUGUAUAUGGGAAGAUGCAAGAGUCUGGCCUCUGAAAUCUUUCCUUUGAUGCGCACCUCAGCUGUCUGGGGCUAAUAUCCUCUGUUUUCACAU